AUGGUUCUUCCAUAUGUUAUUUUCACUUUGACGGAAACACCUUUCUUGACUAACUUACGAAUUUGGAAAUAUAAAUUCAACGUGAAUAAGCCUACGAGGCGAAAGCAAUCACAAUUAGUGUCUCUAGAACUCAGAAAAAAAUUUGAUAAGGGUCCAAAGGUGACUACACAUAAUAAAAAUACUCAAGAAAAACGGCAUAAAACUCGAAGAAACUCGUAUAGGAAACCGUCGAAUUCAAUAUGGUCUAAAUAUCUCGAACUAUCGAAAAAAGGCGAACUGCAUUCAUUUUCUGAAGGAGACUUUCUA
Molecule: messenger RNA, 306 nt
Organism: Acaulospora morrowiae
Lineage: Eukaryota; Fungi; Glomeromycota; Glomeromycetes; Diversisporales; Acaulosporaceae
Source: the annotation of a GenBank genome assembly